AUGACGUUCUCAGACGCUAUUCACUCGGUGGACCUUCCCAACAAAGUGAUGUUGCCACCAUUCAACGACGCCUGGGUCACCAGUUUCGGCUCUGAAAGGCGUGACGGCGUGUUCAGCCGGCUCCGACUGACGCUGCAAGUGCUAUACAUGAAACUGAUGCCAGAUGAAAAGUGCGCGGAGAUCACCAAGCGAUUCGCCGUUCCGCUGCACGAGAGCUUCUUCUGUCUUGAGCAGAUAGGGCGCCGCGCGCCUUGCACUCGUGAUACCGGCGCGCCAGCAGUGAGCGACGGGAUCCUCUGGGGUUUAGCGUCCUGGGGCAUCCGAAAGUUAUGCGGAACCCAGCGCUUCCCAGCAAUGUUCUCGUACGUAGCGGAGAGGAGCAACAUCGACUUUAUAGUGAACGCGACGUCGGAGCUGAUGGGUGACGAGCGCAUUAGCCCGUUCCUGGACCGGCCGCCCAUCCGCCCCCGCACGAGGAUUGUACUGCCGGGGGAGAAGAAGGGGGAGAUACCCGAGUAUUAGUCAACUGUAUCAUUUAUGAAGA
Leguminivora glycinivorella is the source of this 544-nucleotide messenger RNA. Its product is annotated as trypsin delta-like. Lineage: Eukaryota; Metazoa; Arthropoda; Insecta; Lepidoptera; Tortricidae. Gene Ontology annotation, biological process: proteolysis. The record is from RefSeq and is a predicted model, not a curated record. Gene Ontology annotation, molecular function: serine-type endopeptidase activity.